AUGCCCUCAAUUGAUGCUGAUACGCCCCUUCCCUCAACUGAGGGUAUCGCGGAAACCAACUCCAGUCCACCUUCCAACAGACACCGCACUCCUUCCGUCUCUCUUACCCCUCCUGGCGGGACCAGGGAAGAGUCCCAUGGGCUCACAUCUGCCAUCAGCAACAUUCGUCUCUCCGACACAAAUGGUAAUCUCGAAAUGAUCAUCGAGACUCUGCUAACAUGUUCAGGACACGCAUCUCUCUCCCCAGAACCAAGGCGUUCCAGGAAUGGCACCCCCCGAAGACGGCGUUCAAGCACUGGUGCUGUUCAGCAGCAUGAUGUUGCCGACGAAGAACUCCCCAAUGAUGCAUUCCACUCCCCCGAAUUCCAAGGGGCUUUUCGAGAUGCAAAGCAGCUGAUGUCCAACAUUCAGUCCGUGCUGGGAAGCUCAAAUGUCCACGAAGGGUCCGAGUCAACCAUGCGAAAACUUCACGAAGAGGCUGGUAAGCUCGCUGCGUUUGAGUACCCAGCAACUCGUACCGUUGGAUUCGUCGGAGAUUCUGGCGUUGAGUACCAUUAUCACAAUCGCGACACGCUUGACAUCCGAGUCAAUCUGUUCUCGAUGGAGGAACUCCAAGAUCAACUCGGUAGACUGCUUCAGGUUUAUCGCACGUUUGAACUUCAUCAGGAUGAGAUUACUGAUGCCGCUGAGCGUCAAGACAUGGAGGCAAAUGCCAAAGUGGCCAAGGAUACGUUUCAAGCCAUGUUUCGUGGCCGACUGGUUGAUGAGGCAUUCCUGAUUCGUGAGAAUUAUGAGGAUGUCCUCAAUCGGCUAACUAGUUGGGCAGCUGAUGCCCGGCCUUCACCCUUGAUGACUCUUCAUACCGGCCUCUCGACGCAAGCUUGUUCCAACACAUUGAUGGAGCUCUCUUCUGAACCGGCAUCAAGAGAUUCUCCAGCGACGUGGCCCUACAUUCGAAGCAUCAACCGAGGCUUGAUUCUUGUAGAUCUUCCCGGCCUUCGCGAUCUCAACUCUGCUCGAAGAAUCAUCACCGAACGCUAUCUCCUGGAGUGCAACGAGAUCUUUGCAAUCUGCAACAUUGGUCGUGCGGCUACUGACGAGGGCGUUCAUCAAGUUUUUGAUUUGGCCGACCGUGCUCGUCUGUCAAAUGUCGGCAUUGACAUCGACCCCGAAGAGUCAAUUCGAGAUUGGCCAGGCAGAAGGGCGAGGCGCAUUGAGCAGUUACUGGAGCAUAUUGAAGCGACCACAAAGGAAAUCGAGGAACUACAGGAAGAUAUUGACGACUACGAGGCGAGCGAUCUAUCGGAACAGGAAAGACAGGAACUUGCGGAAUGCCGGGGAGAUCAACGACAAGCAAGACUCAAACAAUAUCUGAUCACAACCCGUAAUCAGAUCAUCACCGACUCACUCAACACCACCUACGCCGGCCGCGUGACACCCUCUAGAGUCUUUUGCGUGAGCAACACAAUCUACUGGCAAAACAGAACUGCCAAAAAGUCAGAGGCCAGACGACAUCUCGACCUCAGUGGCAUCCUGCAAGUCCGAAAACAUUGCAUCUCGAUUGUCGCAAACAGCCAACGACGCAUCGCUACACAAUACAUGAAAGACCAGAUCCCUGCGUUGCUUGCAGACAUUGAGCUAUGGGUCCAAUCCGGAGCCCGCACUGCGAGUGAAGAACGUCGUGAGGCACUCUGCCAAACUCUCGAUAGUGUUGAGCGUCGUCUGAGGAAGAUCGACAUAUUUCUUCAUGGAGCCGGUCAGCCAAAGGUGCAAGCCAGGAUUGGGCAGGGUGGCAUCACAGAGGCUAUGGAUGAUAUGGUUACUGAUCUUGAAGGGCCUUGGGAGGACAUGUGUGGCACUAUACAGGAGAGGCAGUCGAGUAUGCUUCAGAAUGCGGACGAAUUCGCAGACAUGGCUAUUGAGAGACUUGCUCUUGAAAACCGUCAGAGUAUAUUCCUGGCUGCUAUUGAAAAGGUCAAUGACGACUUUGACAACAGCCUCAGGAUCCUCCGCAUCGAGUCGCUUUCCGCCCUUCGAAGUUCACUCUUCGGAAAAGCGAUGGAACCAUUCUACAACAAAUGCAAUGCCGAAUUCGGCCGUGGAAGUGAUGCCCGUCGCAAGGCAAUCAUCAGAGGAGCAUUGAGCGACGAAGAUUUGUUCCAAAAACUCAUGAGAAGUCUCAAAGAUAGUUUCAAGGCCAAUUCAGAGGCCACUCAGGAGAAGAUACAGGAAGCGAUUGUGGAGUAUCUGCGCGUUGUUGAGCAACGGUUUGACCUCGUGCGGAGUGAGAACGUCGCUCGAGAAAGCGAGCAGGAUCCAGACUUUCGACUUCGCGUUGAGCAAGUUGCGCGAGCUGGAAGGGAGACUAUGCAGAGGGUUCAUCAAGUUAUCUGA
Molecule: messenger RNA, 2394 nt
Organism: Fusarium musae
Lineage: Eukaryota; Fungi; Ascomycota; Sordariomycetes; Hypocreales; Nectriaceae
Exons: 11
Coding region: 1-2394 (797 amino acids)
Source: RefSeq, a predicted model, not a curated record